UCCGGGGCGGGGGCGGGGGGCGCGGGCACCGGCGACCCCGGUGGCGGCGGUGGCGGCCGGGGGAAGCCGCGGAGCCGGUCAUGCGGCUGCGGGGCCCGCGGCCCGGAGCGUGCGCCCAGCCCUGAGCGAGGCCCCGCAGGGCGCCCCCCGCCGCUGAGAAUGAGUCACUGCAGCAGCCGCGCCCUGACCCUGCUAAGCAGCGUGUUUGGUGCGUGUGGCCUGCUGCUCGUGGGCAUCGCAGUCAGCACUGAUUACUGGCUGUACAUGGAGGAGGGAACGGUGUUGCCGCAGAACCAGACCACGGAGGUCAAGAUGGCACUGCACGCUGGCCUCUGGCGAGUCUGCUUCUUCGCAGGCCGGGAGAAGGGUCGCUGUGUGGCCUCGGAAUAUUUCCUUGAACCAGAGAUCAACUUGGUGACGGAAAACACGGAGAAUAUUCUGAAGACGGUGCGCACGGCCACUCCGUUCCCCAUGGUCAGUCUCUUCCUAGUGUUCACGGCCUUCGUCAUCAGUAACAUCGGCCACAUCCGCCCUCAGAGGACCAUUCUGGCCUUCGUUUCUGGCAUCUUCUUCAUCCUAUCUGGGGGCUGGCGUGAUGUCGGUGUACUUGUUCACCAAGCGCUACGCAGAGGAGGAGAUGUACCGCCCGCACCCGGCCUUCUACCGCCCGCGUCUCAGCGACUGCUCCGACUACUCGGGCCAGUUUCUGCAGCCCGAGGCGUGGCGCCGGGGCCGCAGCCCCUCCGACAUCUCCAGCGACGUCUCCAUCCAGAUGACGCAGAACUACCCUCCCGCCAUCAAGUACCCGGACCACCUGCACAUCUCCACCUCGCCCUGCUGAGGCCAGCCCCUUCUCGGAGCGCCUCCACCUCCUCCUCCUCCUCCUCCUCCUCCUCCUCCUCCUCCUCCUCCUCCUCCUCCUCCUCCUCAGGGGCUUCCGGGCCCCCAGCCGGGCUCCCUCCCUCGGGGCUUCUCCCUCCCGACUGGAGGAUGCCUCGCAAGCUUUAGCCCCGCCCUCCCCGUGGCCCCUCCCCUCGCCCUAGCCCCUCCUACUUUCCAAGGGCUCCUCCCCCCUUCCGGGCCUUUCGACCUCUGCGGUCCGGUCCCUCGCAGACAGCCCCUCCCCCUCCCCUGCGGAUCCGGGGCGGCGGACCUCCCCACGGUGCGCACCCCGCGCCCGGGGGCCCCCACGCUGCGCCCCACGGCCUCCCCUCUCGCCGCCGGAGCUCCGGGCUGGAGAGUAGGUUCGGCAGCCGCCUGGAAUGCCAACCGUUCUCUCCUCCCCUCGGCCCCGACUUCUCUCCUCCGCCCAGUCUCCUCUCCGGAGCUUGGGGGCCCUCGGGUGCCGCGGACAGUGUUCUUGCUGCGUCCGCAGCUGCAGAGUGGGGUGAGGGGCUGGAGGCCCGGGCACGGUUUAACCUGGUGUCCCCACCACACACACACACACACACACACACACACACACACACACACACACACACACACAGUUCUCUGCUUCCCCGGGAGGCCCCAUCCUUCCUCGCCGGCUGGGCUCUUGGCCUUCUGAAGGUCACCUGCUUUCGAGGGGGCGCCGUCGGCAGGAUGUCCUUCCUCUCUCAGCAGCCCUGGGCUUCUUCUCUUUUUCCUCUUCCUCCUUUCUACCCGCUCAUCCAAAGCCCCUAGGUGCAUCUAGCCCCGCACACCCGCGACAGGGAUGGAGACCCUAGGGUGGAGGAAAGUCCUCCGUGCCAUUUCCACACCUGUGCCGGCCUUUUCCCCCUCGAGGCCCCGUCGGGGGAGGGAGAGGUAGUAGCGGGGGUCGAAACCCCCCAAACCUCGAAGUCUUCCAUUUUCUGGCACUCCCCCUCAUUGAGGUCCCUCUUCCCAUCUCAGACCCCCAACUCUGGCCUCUUUCAAGGGUCCAUCCGCCCCCUGGGACAGAUUUGGGGGGAAGAUCACCGGAAACUCGCCCUCCCCCUGAUUAGGGCAGAGGGGGUGAGGUAGCACAGUGCUGUACACGGAACCGGA
This is a messenger RNA of Nyctereutes procyonoides (raccoon dog), 2007 nucleotides long. RefSeq names its product calcium voltage-gated channel auxiliary subunit gamma 7 (gene CACNG7). Lineage: Eukaryota; Metazoa; Chordata; Mammalia; Carnivora; Canidae. The record is from RefSeq and is a predicted model, not a curated record. Gene Ontology annotation, biological process: postsynaptic neurotransmitter receptor diffusion trapping; transmission of nerve impulse; calcium ion transport. Gene Ontology annotation, cellular component: AMPA glutamate receptor complex; postsynaptic density membrane. The transcript is spliced from 5 exons. The coding region runs from base 160 to 1008 and encodes 282 amino acids. Gene Ontology annotation, molecular function: voltage-gated calcium channel activity; channel regulator activity.